Molecule: messenger RNA, 1356 nt
Organism: Brassica oleracea var. oleracea
Lineage: Eukaryota; Viridiplantae; Streptophyta; Magnoliopsida; Brassicales; Brassicaceae
Product: probable E3 ubiquitin-protein ligase XBOS36
Molecular function (GO): protein binding
Source: RefSeq, a predicted model, not a curated record
UCUAUCAUAAACCUAAAACUUUUCUUUCCAUGGAUCCAAGACUUGAACAAGCAGCUGAAUCUGGAAGCAUCGAUGAGCGGUAUACCCUUAUUGAUGAGAAUCCAUACAUACUUGAGAACAUUGACGCAGUACCAUUUGUGACCACUCCCCUCCACGUAGCUGCAGCUUCUGGGAACAUACCAUUCGCCAAGGAGAUGCUAAAUCUCAAGCCCUCUUUUGCCAGAAAGCUCAACACAAAAGGGUAUAGUCCGUUGCAUCUUGCUGUCAACAUGGAUCAAGAUGAGUUUGUCCGCAGGAUGAUCUGCCUUGAUGGCCAUCUUGCCCGCGUUAAAGGGAGAAACGGCAUCACACCGUUUCAUUUACUAGCGCAAAAAGGAAAUGCAGAUCUUGUGGCGAGGUGCCUUCGUGGAUCCCCUGAAUGUAUCCAAGACGAGAUUGUAGAUGUCCAGAAUGCUCUGCAUCUUGCUGUGAUACAUGAUAGAUUUGAAGUGCUCCUAGUCCUCGUCGGAUGGUUCCAGAGAAUGAGCCAAAGAGACGCUGACACCAUUGAGUAUCGUGUUUUGAAUAGAGCUGAUAUUGACUACAACACGCCUUUGCACCUUGCAGCAUCUAAGAAUGAUCGUCAGAUGAUGAGACUGUUACUGCAAUGUCGGUCGGUUCAGCGAAAAGAAGUAAAUGGUGAAAAUUUAACUUUCCUUGAUAUCUUAAGAAGCCAAAGACGGAGAGACGCAGGUGGAGACUUAAGAGAGGACUUGGAUUUGGAACAAAUUGUUGCAAAAACUUGGUUUGACAUUUUAAAAUCACCAUUCACUUUCUGGACAUAUUGCUCCACAUUCGUUAGAUGCCUAAGGACUGACACAUCGGACGAAGCUCGUGGAGUGUUCCUGAUUGUAUGCACUUUGAUAAUAACAGCCACUUACCAGACUGCCCUCCAGCCUCCCGGAGGUGUACAUCAAUGGGAUACGAAUGCGGGUUCCGUCGUGAUGAAACAGACAUUCUUCAUCCUUAUUUGGCUUUUCAACGCCUUAGGCUUCGGCUGCGCUAUACUCUACACCUUUUGUCUCAUACCACUUGGUAGUUUGUUUGUACUUUGGUUCUUUUGGAUUGGCACAUCUCUGUGCAUUUCUUAUGCUCUAGCGAUGGCAGUAAUCUCACCGCACCCUCUAGUGUUUCUCUCCGCGACCUUCGCCUUCUUCCUGCUCAUUGCUCUCUAUUUCUUGCUCGAAAAUUUCAUACGACAGUAUCGGAAUGUGUCCCCUAUGCCCCGAUUGAGCUGGUUUUGGAAGGCUUGAUACAACAUGUGUCACUUCUAUUACAGGAGAAGAGAUGAUUGAUUCUGAGAAGGUAAAUAAUGCA